UCAGGUUUUGCAUUUUAUAUUAGUUUCACGUUCGCACCGUAAUAAUGUCGGCAGCUAGCAAAUUGGCAUUUGGAAAUAUACGAAUUGCCUUCAAAUUAAACAAUAAAUCAUGAGCUUGAAUUAUCAAAUUAAUCCGCAAUCUGUGCAAUUAAACAGAGAAUCAAUUCACUUGCACCUGUGUAUGUCUGUGAAGCUUGUGUGUGUGUGUGCGAGUAUCUGUUUACAUGGAUUACGGCAGUGCCUUCAAAGCCACCUUUUAUUGACUACAUUCAGACACCCUCAAUGACUGUUUGCAAAAAUGUCUGUAGCCAACGGCGUGAAUUCAUUCAAUAUAAAUCGAGCAACAAAUUAGUCGCUCGUAAACUAACAACAACAACGCAGAAAAAAGUAUGCGUCAUUCAAGAGACCGUUUUGCUAUUUUGUUCGGCACUUCACUUGUCGCAAUAACGUUUUUCUUGGUACUCGACAUUGAAUCGGGACUUAAUUUACGAGCUCCGUAUCUACAACUACCGGAAAAUGAUAUUGAACCUACCAAAAAUAGCCAAGAGAAUGAUCCAAAACCGGAUGAAAUUAGCAACCAAACCAACUAUCAAUACCAAGGUGAACAAAUCGAUGACGGUGAUACUGGCAUCUUUACUAAUUUAAAGCGGAAUAUUGAACUUAAUUUCAGAAAAAUUGGGAAUUUUAGACAGUUCAUCGACGCCAGAUCAUCUUCGUCAAAUGAUGACGUAGGAAAUGUAUUAAAUUCGCCAAAAAAUCACUUCACUGACCUGCAGGCAGCCAUUGAUUACAUUGAAAUGAAAGACUCGAGUACGAAAACGCCUAAAAUAGAAUCGCCAACGUUAGGGUAUUUGUUAUCCGUUAAAGCAAAUGAGAACUGGACCAUUUUAGACAAAUUCAAUUACAAAAUCAAACAGAAUGAACUGUAUGCGGAGGAUUCCAAAACAAUUGAUGCCCUAAUUCGGGAAAUGGCCACACGGAAAAUUUCAUAUGUCGAGGAAAAAGCGGGUGGGACUCAAAUUAAAAUGAAAAUGCACUUUGAUAACGGAAUGUUGGCUGUGUCCAAACCGAUGAGAUUCCCGAGGGAGCAGCAAACGCUUGAAAAUUCGAUGCUGUAUGCAGACUAUGAACGACAUACAGCCGAUAUUGCUGCGUUUCAUUUGGACAGACUUUUGGGCUUUCGGCGUGCAUUCCCUGUCACUGGUCGCAUAUUGAAUAUGACUUCGGAAGUUUACGACCGCUCCGAAAAGAAAUUAAGAAACACAUUUUUCACAUCGUUACAACCAUACAGUAACAAAUGUUUUUACGGAACUUGCCGCAGAUACUGUGAUAUUUACCAUCCGGUGUGUGGUGUAAAUGGAAUGUUAGAGGCAUCAGUCAUAGCAUAUUUCCCCGAUUAUCUGGGCAUAAGAAACGAUCGCAUCAAACAUCCGUGGCGAAAAGCAUACAAUCCAUAUAGCAAAGCCAUUUGGGAACUCGAUCCAAAGUACUGCAAAAAAGUAAAGACUCAACCACCGUACAACAAAGGACGACGCUUGUUGGAUCUGAUCGAUAUGGCGAUUUUCGAUUUUUUAUCCGGCAACAUGGAUCGACAUCACUAUGAAACUUUCACCAUUUUCGGUGAAAAUACAUUCACAAUACAUUACGAUAACGGAAGAGGUUUUGGACGUGCUUUCUAUGAUGAGUUGGCCAACUUGGCACCGCUGGUGCAGUGCUGCAUGAUUCGGACGUCCACAUUGAAAAUACUUUUGAGAUUUCACAAUGGACCAAAUCCACUGUCCGAACUGAUGCGAGAAUCAAUGGCAUCGGAUCCGGUCAGCAAAAAUGCACCCGUUCUGUGGGAGCCACAUCUCAAAGCGCUUGACCGUCGUGUUGGCAUUAUUUUAACCGAGCUACAAGGCUGCAUCGAAACUCAUUCCGUUCAUGACGUACUUUAUCCACGUGAUGAGUUUUGAAACGAAUAUACGAAUGAGUUCGAGCUACAAACAAACACACAAACACAUACACGCGAGAAAUGUAAAAUCCAUCGUCGGGCAGUGAUUGCAAUAUUUUCAAACCAUAGGCAAACAUUGUGUAUAAUUGAAUUCCAAAAUAUAAGAAAUCUCUAGUCAGAGACUUUGUUGAGAAA
Messenger RNA from Sitodiplosis mosellana (orange wheat blossom midge), 2128 nucleotides. RefSeq names its product extracellular serine/threonine protein CG31145-like. The transcript has 12 exons. The coding region runs from base 390 to 1955 and encodes 521 amino acids. Gene Ontology annotation, molecular function: protein serine/threonine kinase activity. Gene Ontology annotation, cellular component: Golgi apparatus. Gene Ontology annotation, biological process: protein phosphorylation. Lineage: Eukaryota; Metazoa; Arthropoda; Insecta; Diptera; Cecidomyiidae. The record is from RefSeq and is a predicted model, not a curated record.